Molecule: messenger RNA, 4005 nt
Organism: Dipodomys ordii (Ord's kangaroo rat)
Lineage: Eukaryota; Metazoa; Chordata; Mammalia; Rodentia; Heteromyidae
Gene: Loxl2
Product: lysyl oxidase-like 2
Exons: 14
Coding region: 140-2473 (777 amino acids)
Biological process (GO): peptidyl-lysine oxidation
Cellular component (GO): membrane
Molecular function (GO): copper ion binding; protein-lysine 6-oxidase activity
Source: RefSeq, a predicted model, not a curated record
CGGAGCGCAGGGGCGAUCGGCGCGGAGAGGGGCCGCCGUGGGGAGCCCAGUCCCUGGCCGCCGCGGACUCCUGCCGCCCAGGACGUGCCUGCUGCUUCUCCUGCCUUGUCCCCCCCCCUGCUCCGGCCACAGGACAGGGAUGGAGAAGCAUCCGGGCCCCCACCUCUGCGUCUGCUUGGCUGUGCUCACCCUCCUGCCCUUCCUGAGCCUAGGACAGUACGAGAGCUGGCCUUACCAGUUCCAGUACCCCGAGUACUUCCAGCAACCGGCCCCUGAGGAGUACCACCAGCCCCAGGUGCCCUCCGACGUGGUCAAGAUCCAGGUGCGCCUGGCAGGCCAGAAGAGGAAACACAACGAGGGCCGCGUGGAGGUCUACUAUGAGGGCCAGUGGGGGACCGUGUGCGACGAUGACUUCUCCAUCCACGCCGCCCACGUCAUCUGCCGGGAGCUGGGCUACGUGGAGGCCAAGUCAUGGACGGCCAGCUCCUCCUAUGGCAAAGGAGAAGGGCCCAUCUGGCUAGACAACGUCCACUGCUCCGGGAAAGAGGCAACCCUGGCAGCCUGCACCUCCAACGGCUGGGGCGUCACCGACUGCAAGCACUCAGAAGACGUCGGCGUGGUAUGCAGUGACAAAAGGAUUCCUGGCUUCAAAUUCGACAAUUCGUUGAUCAACCAGAUAGAGAGCCUGAACAUCCAGGUGGAGGACAUCCGAAUCCGCCCUGUCCUCUCGGCCUUCCGCCAUCGCUCCCCGGUGACAGAGGGCUACGUGGAGGUGAAGGAAGGAAAGACCUGGAAGCAGAUUUGCGACAAGGACUGGACCGCCAAGAACUCCCACGUGGUCUGUGGCAUGUUUGGCUUCCCUGGGGAGAAGAUGUAUAACACCAAAGCCUACAAAGCAUUCGCCUCGAGGAGGAGGAAAACACGCUACUGGCAGUUCUCCAUGAACUGCACGGGCACCGAGGCCCACAUCUCCAGCUGCAAGCUGGGGCCCCCUGUGUCACGCGACCCUGUGAAGAACACCUCUUGCGAGAACGGGCAGCCCGCCGUGGUCAGUUGCGUGCCUGGCCAGGUCUUCAGCCCCGAGGGACCCUCAAGAUUCCGGAAAGCCUACAAGCCAGAGCAACCCCUGGUGCGGCUUAGAGGUGGUGCCCAGGUCGGGGAGGGCCGCGUGGAGGUGCUCAAGAACGGAGAGUGGGGGACUGUCUGUGAUGACAAGUGGGACCUAGUGUCCGCCAGCGUGGUCUGCAGAGAGCUGGGCUUUGGGACUGCCAAAGAAGCCAUCACUGGCUCCCGGCUGGGGCAAGGGAUCGGACCCAUCCACCUCAACGAGGUCCAGUGCACAGGGACUGAGAAGUCCAUCAUAGACUGCAAACUCAACACCGAGUCACAGGGCUGCAACCAUGAGGAAGAUGCUGGCGUGAGAUGCAACAUCCCCAUCAUGGGCUUCCAGAAGAAGCUGCGCCUGAACGGGGGCCGCAAUCCCUACGAGGGCCGAGUGGAGGUGCUGGCGGAGAGGAACGGGUCCCUGGUGUGGGGGACGGUGUGUGGUGAGAACUGGGGUAUCGUGGAAGCCAUGGUGGUCUGCCGGCAGCUGGGCCUGGGAUUCGCCAGCAGUGCCUUCCAGGAGACCUGGUAUUGGCACGGAAACAUCGCAAACCAAGUGGUCAUGAGUGGGGUGAAGUGUUCAGGAACGGAGCUGUCCCUGGCCCAUUGUCGCCAUGAUGAGGAUGUGGUCUGCCCCCAGGGUGGGGUGCAGUACGGCGCAGGAGUUGCCUGCUCAGAAACUGCCCCUGACCUGGUCCUCAACGCGGAGAUCGUGCAGCAGACCGCCUACCUGGAGGACCGGCCCAUGUUCAUGCUGCAGUGCGCCAUGGAGGAGAACUGCCUGGCGGCCUCGGCUGUGAACACCAACCCCACCACCGGCUACCGCCGCCUGCUGCGCUUCUCUUCCCAGAUCCACAACAACGGCCAGUCGGACUUCCGCCCCAAGAACGGCCGCCACGCCUGGAUCUGGCAUGACUGCCACAGGCACUACCACAGCAUGGAAGUGUUCACCCACUACGACCUGCUCAACCUCAAUGGCACCAAGGUGGCCGAGGGCCAUAAGGCCAGCUUCUGCCUGGAGGACACCGAAUGCGAAGGAGACAUCCAGAAGAGUUACGAGUGUGCCAACUUUGGUGAGCAGGGCAUCACCAUGGGCUGCUGGGACAUGUACCGCCAUGACAUCGACUGCCAGUGGGUGGACAUCACCGACGUGCCUCCCGGAGAUUACCUAUUCCAGGUCGUCAUCAACCCCAACUACGAGGUCCCAGAGUCUGAUUUCUCCAACAACAUCAUGAAGUGCCGGACCCGCUAUGAUGGCUACCGCAUCUGGAUGUACAACUGCCACAUCGGUGGCUCGUUCAGUGAGGAGACGGAACAAAAGUUUGAGCAGUUCAGUGGACUCUUGAAUAACCAGCUGUCCACACAGUGAAGAAGCCUCAGGGUACUCUCCUGCCUUCAAGUCGUGCUGCAUCUCCUCCCCUCCCCUCUGCAGACUGACCACCUCGACUCCACCCUUCCCACACUAACAGGCCGAUGGCCACGCCCCAUGAGGGCUCCGCGCCCCAUCCCAACCUGGCUCAGGAGGAGGGGCUCUGGCUCACCAGGUGCUGCUCCCCAACUUCCAGAGUCUGAGAUUGGGGAGCCCUCAGGGGGCAGAGCUUGUCCACAGGGCUGUGGGAGCAAUGCUGGAGGCCAAGCCUGCCCAGGACCCCACAUACACCCAGGCCAUUGUCAGCUUACCCCACAGUCCCUUCCUGAGUCUAACGUGGCAGGCAGGGCACAGAAUGGCCAUUCUGUUCAGAAAUCCCAUGUUGCAAAUGAGGCAAUCAGUCCCAGAGGUGGUCAAGCUGAAUCCCAUUUCUCACCCUUUUAGGUCACUACUGACCAACUUGAAGAGCUAGACUUCUUUCCAAUGAAACAACUGCUUCUAUUCAAGUCAGCUAUAGUCAAGGCUUCUAAGAGCAAUAUCUCCCCUUCCUUCUCCCCAGGGCAUGCCUGCAUCCAUGUAUACAGCCAGGCCUUGUGUGUAUUAUGCUUUCCUUAUACAGAUAUACUGUGGUAGCUCGCUCUUCGUAGCUGUGACAAAUACUUGACCGAAAGUUUUAAAGGAUUCUCAUUGUAAACCUGGCAAAAAGCAGCCACAAUAGCUAGCCAUGCCACAUAGUCUGAACGCUGGGCUGCCUCCGUAUCUCUUCUGCCAUAAUGAGUCCAUCACCUUUAAACCCAACCUCCCACAAAAUCUCAGGGCAUGGAAAAGAUGUAGACAAGUUCUUUGCCAGAAUCUAACAGAAGUGGCACCUAGGCCAGCUUCCAAUAGAGUCCUGUUCCCUCGCGAGCAGUCUUCUCUGUCGCAUUUCUGCUCUUCUGAGCACUUGCAGAAUUGCCCAUUCAGCUCUGCUGACAGCGCCCUGCCUUCCUCUAGCUCACUUCUCCACCCUUUCUCAAAUUCCCACCACAAACUAGUUCCAAAAGCUUCUCCAAAACCAGACUGUCAGGUGGUCACAGCCAUGACCCCACUUCUCUGGUGCCAAUAUUCUGUCAGAAAUACUUAGGGGAAACAACUCAAAAGCAGAAAGGGUUUCUUUUAGCUCACAGUUUCCGAGGUUUAAUCCAUGGUCAGCUGGCUGUGAGUUCGGGCCUGUGGUGAACCAGAGCGUGAUGGCAGGCAACGUGAGGUAGAGCAAAGCAGCUGGCCUCGUGCAGACAGGAGACUCUUUGUCCAUUCCAGCCAGGCCCCCAGCCUGUAAGAUGGUGCUGCCCACAUUCAGGUGCUUUCCUGUGUUCAGUCCUCUGGACCACUCUCCCCCCCACACACACCGUGCACACACACCCAGAUGUGUGCUUUACUAAUCUCCUAGGUGCUUCUCGAUUCAACAAGUGGACAGUCAAAUUAACCACCGCCUGAAGUGUGGCUCAACUCUAACAGUGGCUGCCUAGCAAGCAAGGCCUUACCUGCCUAGG